CGAUCAUUUCCGCUUUCGGACCUGCUCCCGUUUCUUAGGCCCAGAAAUCCAAGAUGGCGGCUACUGAGUCGGAAGAGGUUCCGUCCAUCCCGAAGUUUUUAAUGGACUGUUCGGCGAAAGACAUCGCCUUGAACUGGCUUCAAGCAGCAGAUUUGACCAGGGAUGUGUACCAGCACCUUGCCUAUUAUGUACCAAAGAUUUACUGCAGAGGUUCUAAUCCUAAUCCACUUAAUGAAGAAAUGUUAGCACAGCACAUUCUGUUGGGGCCAAUGGAAUGGUACCUGUGUGGAGAGGAUCCUGCUGUAGGAACAACUAAACUUGAAAAGGCAAACAAGUCAUCUCAGCUCUGUGGGCGUGUUUUCAAAAUUGGAGAGCCUACCUACUCUUGCAGGGAUUGUGCAGUAGAUCCAACCUGUGUGCUUUGCAUGGAAUGCUUCUUGGCCAGUGUACACAGAGCGCAUCGAUAUAGGAUGACUACUUCAGGUGGAGGGGGUUUCUGUGAUUGUGGAGACACAGAAGCUUGGAAACAAGGCCCAUAUUGUCUGAAACAUAAACCUACUGUCUCAGGAGCAAUGGAGGAGGAUCCACUGGCACAUUUAUCUGAGGAUAUGGUUGGACGUGCCUAUAACAUUUUUGCAAUUGCAUUCAAAUAUGCUGUAGAUAUGCUGACGUGGGUGGAGGAAGAUAGACUACCUUCUGGUUUAGAACCUCCGGAAAAGGAAGAUACUUACUAUUGUAUGUUAUUUAAUGAUGAAGUCCAUACUUACGAACAAGUGAUUUACACCUUGCAGAAGGCUGUGAACUGUACACAGAAGGAAGCUGUCAGCUUUGCGACCACUGUGGAUAGAGAUGGUCGUAGAUCAGUGCGAUAUGGUGACUUCCAGUUUUGUGAGCAGGCAAAAACAGUAAUAGUGAGGAAUACUAGUCGACAAACAAAGCCGCUAAAAGUUCAAGUAAUGCAUUCAUCUGUCGUUGCACAUCAGAACUUUGCCAUAAAACUAUUAAUUUGGCUGAGUCAAGUGAUUGGUUACUCAGGUGGAUUGAGGCGAAUAUUGUGUGAAGUAGGAUUACAACAAAGAACAGAUGAAGACAGUUCUUCCCUUAUUGAUAAAUUGAUGCUCUGUGACUCGAAACUAUGGAAAGGAGCGCGAAACAUCUAUCACCAGCUGUUUAUGAGCAGCCUCCUGAUGGAUCUGAAAAGCAAAAAGCUAUUUGCAGUUCGAUUUGCAAAAAAUUACCCGCAGUUGCAGAGAGAUUUUAUGGAGGAUGAUCACGAGCGGGUAGUGUCAGUGACUGCUCUGUCUGUCCAGCUCUUCACUGUCCCAACUUUGGCUCGCAUGCUGAUAACUGAAGAAAACCUCAUGACAACCAUAAUUCAAACUUUCAUGGAUCAUCUGAUGAGACAGCGGGAUUCUCAUGGCAGGUUUCAGUUUGAAAGGUAUACAGGCACACAGGCCGCCAAAUUCCGGAGGGUGCAAAGCCUCAUUGGUGAUCUAAAGUAUGUAUUGGUUAGCAAACCCUCAGAGUGGACAGACAAACUAAGGGAGAAAUUUCUGGAGGGCUUUGAGGUCUUCUUGCAGUUAUUAAAACGCAUGCAGGGAAUGGAUCCAGUAACAAGACAAGUAGGUCAGCACAUAGAGAUGGAACCAGAGUGGGAGGCAGCAUUUACCUUACAGAUGAAGCUCACACAUAUAAUUUCAAUGAUCCAAGAAUGGUGUGCUUCAGAUGAAAGGGUUCUAAUUGAAGCCUACAGGAAGUGUUUGAUUGUUUUAUUGCAGUGUCAUAGUGGGCCAUGUGAUGGAGAGCACCCUAUCACUUUGAGCAUGUGUGGACAUACAUUGGAAAGUGUACAGUAUCGCGUAUCUCAGCAUCAAGUUAGCAUCCAUUUGCCAGUUUCACGUUUGUUUUCAGGUCUACAUGUACUUUUAAGCAAAACUGAAGUGGCUUACAGGUUUCCAGAGUUAUUGCCCCUGAGUGAAUUGAGCCCACCAUUGUUAAUAGAGCAUCCUCUUCACUGCAUGGUGCUGUGUGCCCAAGUCCAUGCUGGAAUGUGGAGGAGAAAUGGAUUUUCCUUAGUUAAUCAGAUCUAUUAUUACCACAAUGUGAAAUGCAGAGUUGAAAUGUAUGAUAAAGACUUAAUAAUGCUCCAGGCGGGAGCUUCAAUGAUGGAUCCAAACCAUUUUCUCAUGAUUAUGCUUUGUCGAUUCGAGUUGUACCACAUAUUUAAUAGCCCUGACUAUGGCAAGCGGUUUAAUUCUGAACACACCAACAAGGAUGUUCUACAACAAAACAAUACUCUAAUAGAGGAAAUGCUUCACCUGAUCAUGAUGGUCGUUGGAGAGAGAUAUACUGCUGGAGUGGGUCAUGUAUCUGCUGAAGAUGAACUCAAACGUGAAAUUGUUCAUCAGCUAUGUAUAAGACCAAUGGCACACAGUGAGCUGGUUAAAGCAUUGCCUGAAGAUGAGAACAAAGAGACUGGAAUGGAAAAGGUUAUUGAAUCUGUAGCUUCUUUCAAGAAACCAGGUUUAACAGGAAGAGGGCUUUAUGAACUAAAACCUGAAUGCAUCAAGGAAUUUAAUGUUUUCUUCUACCAUUAUUCUAGGGCUGAUCAAUCGAAGGCUGAAGAAGCCCAAAGAAAGUUAAGGAAGCAGAAUGGAGAAGACACCGCUCUUCCACCCCCUGUCCUUCCACAUUUUUGCCCACUGUUUGCCAGCCUGGUAAACAUCCUUCAGUCAGAUGUUUAUGUGUAUAUCUUGAGAACAGUGUUGCAGUGGGUUGUGGAACCAAAUGGACAUGCUUGGACUGAGAGUAUGUUACAAAGGGUUUUGCACUUGAUCGGAAUGGCUUUACAAGAAGAGAAACAGCAAAUAGAAAGUGCAAGUGCAGACAGUGAUUUUACUUUUAACUUCACAUCAAAAAUUUCACGUCCUGGCGAGGCUCCAGAAAACACGCCUAGUAUUUUGGCAAUGCUAGAAACCUUGCAAAAUUCUCCCCAUUUGGAAGUUUAUAAAGACAUGAUCAAAUGGAUACUUAAGCUUUUUGGAGUUGUUAAAAAGCUGAGAGAACGGAGUAAUUCGGCCCCUACUGUAGAAACAGAAGGCCAUGGCGUGGAGGAGUGCCUACGAGAUAAAGAUAAAGCAGAUCGGAAACGGAAAGCUGAAAUUGCCCGGCUGCGAAGAGAGAAGAUAUUGGCCCAGAUGUCUGAAAUGCAGAGGCAUUUUAUAGAUGAAAAUAGGGAGUUAUUUCAGCAGACAUUAGAAGAACUAGAAGCAUCAUCUUCCACAGCACCUGACAACAGGCCUGUAAUUCCUGAUGCAGCAUUGAUUGCUUUAGGUCCCAAACAAACAAGAGUUUUUGAGAAGAAGCAAGUUGUUAUGUGCAUUUUGUGCCAGGAGGAACAGGAGAUUAGAAUGAACAACAAAGCAAUGGUCUUGGCAUCAUUUGUUCAAAGGUCAACAGUUUUGUCCAAAAACAGAACACGAACCAUUCAGGAUCCAGAAAACUAUGACCCAUUGUUCAUGCAACCAGAUUUGGCCUGUGGCACUCAUAUAGGUAGCUGUGGACAUAUCAUGCACGCCCACUGUUGGCAGAGUUACUUUGAUGCAGUUCAAGCAAAAGAGCAGCGGAGGCAGCAAAGAUUAAGGGUGCACACAAGCUAUGAUGUGGAGAAUGGAGAAUUUCUUUGUCCGCUAUGUGAAUGUUUGAGCAACACUGUUAUUCCUUUACUUCCUUCACCUAGGAGUCCACUGAACAGUGACAAUUCAAAAAACUAUACAGGCUCUCCUACUUUAUCCCAUUGGCUGAAGUAUACAUUGCAGCAGUUAAAUGUCCUGAAGAAAAUCCAGGAAAAGCAAACUGUACCUGAUAACCUCUCCAAUGCUAAUCUAGAAGGAAUGGAAGUCCCUGAGGGAUUUCAACCUGAUGUAAAACCAAAGAAUCCUUACUCCGAUAGCAUCAAGGAGAUGCUUACAACCUUGGCUACAGCAACAUACAAAGUGGGUCUCAAGGUUCAUCCCAAUGAGCAGGACCCACGGGUGCCUAUAAUGUGCCGGGGGAGCUGUGCAUACACAAUACAAGCAAUAGAACGUUUCCUGGCAGAUGAAGAAAAGCCACUGUUUGGUCACCUGCCAUGCAGGCAGGAUGAUUGUCUAAAGGCAUUAACCCGAUUUGCUGCGUCACAGUGGACUGUGAGUUCUCUGUCUGUGGUUCAGAAACAGUAUGCUCGACUUUUAUCAGUUCUGAUACCUGAUGAUGAUAAAACUCAGAUUCCUCCAUCCAUUCUUGAUGUUGACAUGUUCCAUUUAUUGGUGAGCCUCGUGCUUUCUAUCCCAGCUCUGCAUUGUCAUGAUUUCACUGGGGUUAGUUUAGCUGUUGGACACUUUCAUCUCUUCCAGCUGGUUACCAUGGCACACAUUGUACAAAUAUUGCUUACGUCUUCAACUGAGGAAAAUAGUAUGGACCAGGAGAGUGCUGAUGGGGCUGAAGAGGCUGCUGCCUUAACAGUGUACGACAAACUCAGGCAAUACUCAGGAAGUGCCUUGAAUUCAAUGUCUUCAGGGUGGCACCUGUGGCAAUAUAUCAAGACUGGAAUAAUGCCCUAUCUACGAUGCUCUGCUUUGUUCUUUCACUAUCUCAAUAGUGUACCAGUACCAAUUGAACUACAAGAAAAUGGAGCAUGCCACUUUGAACUGUUGUGCCGCUAUCUUCACCUACCAGAGAACCUAAUGAGUCUUUUCCAAACUGAAAACGAUACAAUUGAGCCAUUGAUGCAAAGAUGGUGUGGAAGUGCAGAAGUGCAGAGCUUUGUGAAGGGGGAGAGAACAGCUAUUAGCUAUCCGAGGGAGUCAAACAAAUUGAUAGAACUUCCUGAUGAUUACAGUUGCCUCAUAAACCGGGCAUCUUGUUUUACAUGUCCAAAAUCAGGUGGGGAUAAAAGUCGAGCACCAACUCUCUGCUUGGUGUGUGGGGGCAUGCUGUGUUCUCAGAGCUACUGCUGUCAGGCAGAGCUGGAAGGAGAAGACGUUGGGGCUUGCACUGCUCAUACCUAUACUUGUGGGUGUGGAGUUGGAAUUUUCCUGCGAGUUCGAGAAAGUCAGGUGUUGUUCCUGGCUGGAAAGACAAAAGGAUGCUUUUAUCCACCACCCUACCUUGAUGAUUAUGGAGAGACAGAUCAGGGACUGAGACGAGGGAACCCCCUUCAUCUCUGCAAAGAACGAUACAGGAAGCUGCAGAAACUGUGGCAACAACAUAGCAUCACAGAAGAGAUUGGCCAUGCGCAAGAAGCAAAUCAGACGCUAGUUGGCAUCGACUGGCAGCACUUGUGAUUAAUUUCUCAUAGAACUGUAGACAUUCACCUCAUCCUGAAGCAAAAAAUAUCCUCUUGAGAGAAGUCAGAGGAUCAGGUUAAAUGAAAUACACCUCAGGCUACCUAUUUUGGAACACUUGCUCCUGAAUUACAGUAAUUUAAAAAGAAAGGUUACACAACUGUUCACCUGUCAUUAAGAAAAUGUGGAUUGCAUGUGAAGUGCAUAUUUUAAAGAGAUGUUAUUCACUUUAUUUGCACUUGAAAUCUUCUCCACUAAGAUGGAACAUUUUGGGAUAAUAAAGCCCACAUCUUCAAAGUA
Messenger RNA from Carcharodon carcharias (great white shark), 5624 nucleotides. It is a transcript of the gene ubr2, whose product is annotated as ubiquitin protein ligase E3 component n-recognin 2. Gene Ontology annotation, cellular component: ubiquitin ligase complex; cytoplasm. NCBI's taxonomy places the organism in Eukaryota, Metazoa, Chordata, Chondrichthyes, Lamniformes, Lamnidae. The transcript is spliced from 47 exons. Gene Ontology annotation, biological process: ubiquitin-dependent protein catabolic process via the N-end rule pathway. Gene Ontology annotation, molecular function: ubiquitin protein ligase activity; zinc ion binding. The coding region runs from base 54 to 5324 and encodes 1756 amino acids. The record is from RefSeq and is a predicted model, not a curated record.